AUGGUUCAUAGCUACCUCAAGCACGGUCCGACAGAGGCCUUUGGCUUGGUCUGUAGCGCUUCUUCCAACUCAAUAUACGAUGGCAAAUUGGCAUUUGUGCCUGCAUUGGAAGAUGUACUGGUCUGGGACGUGAAGAAGGGCCAGAUGCUUUCCAUGUGGCACGAAACCGGGCACAGGGCAGAGGUCACUUGCAUCAUUCAGUCACCUCAGAAGGACAUCUUCGCCGUCGGUUACACUGACGGUUCUAUUCGUCUCUGGAAUGCAUCGGAUGCCUCAGCUGUUGCAACUUUCAACGGGCACAAGAAGGCUGUCACCGCUCUCGCUUUCGACGAGGCUGGCGCAAGACUAGCUUCCGGCUCGCAAGACACGGAUCUUAUUCUGUGGGAUGUUGUCGCGGAAGCUGGUAUAUUCCGUCUACGUGGACACCGUGAUCAGAUCACAGCCAUCCGGUUCGUUGAAGCUGUCUCUUCAAGCGUCCCCUCGACUUCAGCUACAGCUGCUUCGGGCUUCUUUCUCACAUCGUCGAAAGACACGUUUGUAAAGUUGUGGGACCUCUCUACCCAACAUUGCGUGCAGACCGUCGUUGCCCACCGCGCUGAGGUAUGGACGCUCGCUGUGGAUGUCGAGCAGAAGCUUGUCUUUAGUGGUUCUGCCGAGGGGGAGAUGAAGGCGUGGCGGUUGGAUCAUGAGGCCAUGUCUGCGGGCCUGCAAGAAAACGAAAGCGGCGAGGUCACAAAAAUGAUUCUCCCUGUGACCACUCUCCCUCUCUCCUCGAAGCACAAAGUCUCGCAGAUUACCUUUCACCCCUCUAGGCCUUACCUCGCUGUCCAGUCGCAUGACAGGUCUGUUGAGAUCUUCCGCAUUCGGACGGAAGAGGAAGUCCGCAAGAAGCAAGCGCGUCGUUUGAAGCGUGCGAAGGAGAAGGAGCAAGCGAAAGCGAAGGGAAAAGGCAAAGCGUCGGAGGGAGAUGAGGCCGACGAUGCGGAGCACAAGGAUGUCGAGCUGCCGGACCUGUUCACACCAUAUCUUGUCGUUCGUGCCAGCGGAAAAAUUCGGUCCUUCGACUUCCCGAAUGAGGAGUAUAGUACGCAGGGUAACACCAACAUCUUCCUCGCACUCUCGAUAAACGCCUUAGAGGUCUAUAGCUUUCCGCCGCCUAGUAAGGACAAGAGCAAUCAGCCAGAGGCGACCCGCACGCUGUCUGUUGAGCUUCCCGGACAUCGGACAGAUGUCCGAACUCUAUGCCUGAGUUCGGACGACCUCCUCCUAGCGUCCGCUUCAAACGGAUUACUGAAGAUAUGGAAUAUGAAAACGUUCACUUGCAUCCGGACUAUGGGAUGCGGGUACGCUGUCUGCAACACCUUCCUUCCUGGUGAUCGUCAAGUCGCCGUGGGUACCAAAAACGGAGAAAUUCUUGUGUACGAUAUCGCGUCUUCGUCUCUGCUCGAAACCAUCCAAGCACAUACAGCGACCGUAUGGUCAAUGCAUAUGCGUACAGAUGGUCAAACACUUGUGACGGGUAGUGCCGACAAAGACGUCAAGUUCUGGGAAUUUGAGCAGAAGCUUGCAGACAGCGAGAGUCCACAUAGCACGAGACUGCUCUCGUUGGUCCAUGUGCGAACGUUAAAGAUGACCGACGAUGUCCUAUCCGUACGGUACAGCCCGAGCGGUAAACUACUCGCGGUUGCCCUUCUGGACUCUACCGUGAAAGUCUUCUACCAGGACACUCUGAAGUUUUUUCUAUCUUUGUACGGUCACAAACUUCCAGUGCUGUCUAUGGACAUUUCCCACGACUCCAAGCUUAUUGUCACCUGCUCUUCGGACAAGAACGUCAAGAUUUGGGGCCUUGACUUCGGUGACUGUCAUAAGUCUAUCUUUGCGCACGAUGAGAGUGUCAUGCAGGUUGCGUUCGAGCGCAACGACACCCGCGAGGGCGAGAACGCGAAGCCAACGCACUACUUCUGGACCGUCAGCAAGGACAAGAUACUUAAGUAUUGGGACGGCGACAAGUUUGAGCUGAUCCAGAAAUUCGAGGGCCACCAUGGCGAAAUCUGGGCGCUGGCAGUGAGCAACCACGGGAAGUUUGUUGUCACUGGGUCGCAUGACAAGUCGGUUCGCGUUUGGGAGAAGCUCGACGAGCCGCUAUUAGUGACAGUUUGUCGAUACCAGCUCUUUCUCGAGGAAGAGCGCGAACGAGAGCUCGAGAUGCUCUACGAGACCGGUAUUGCCGAUAGCAUGAACCGGGAAGAUGCGGCUAUCGGUAGUGGUGCUGCCGACGCAGACGGUGUCCCGGCGACGACCACGGAUACCGAAGUCGCGGCGGUCGCAAAGCAGACGACAGAGACUCUCAUGGCGGGCGAGAAGAUCAUGGAGGCGAUCGACCUCGCAGAUAACGAGAAUUCCGUCUUCCGUGAGUACGAGGAGGCGAAGGCUAAAGGCGGGCUGUCCGAACAGAUUGCGCCUCCGCCACGGAACCAAGUCCUUGCAGCGUAUGAUAUAGAGCCAGAGGAAUACGUCCUGAGGGUCGUUGAGAGGGUGUCUCCAACGUCGCUUUACGACGCGCUAUUGGUGCUGCCGUUUGGCAAGGUUGUCAGCUUGAUGCGCUACCUGAACUAUUGGGCGCAGAGGGAGUGGAACCUCGUCCUUACGUCGCGAAUUAUCUUCUUCCUGCUAAAGACACACCACCACCAAAUCGUCGCGAACCGGGUGAUGCGCAUGGCCCUCUUUCCACUACGCAAGCAUCUGCGAGAGGCCCUCCAGAGACAAAAGGACACGAUCAGCUACAACCUGGCUGCGUUGAAGUACAUCAAGCGCCAGAGCGACGCGAAGCUCACCGCCGAGUUCUUUGAGGAAGAAAUGGACGAGGAGAAAGUGCGUGAGCGCAUCACGGAAGGCAAAAAGAGGAAACGCGUAUCCAUUAAGGCGUAG
Phanerochaete carnosa HHB-10118-sp is the source of this 2928-nucleotide messenger RNA. RefSeq lists its product as uncharacterized. Gene Ontology annotation, biological process: maturation of SSU-rRNA. The transcript is spliced from 10 exons. Lineage: Eukaryota; Fungi; Basidiomycota; Agaricomycetes; Polyporales; Phanerochaetaceae. The record is from RefSeq and is a predicted model, not a curated record. The coding region runs from base 1 to 2928 and encodes 975 amino acids. Gene Ontology annotation, cellular component: small-subunit processome; Pwp2p-containing subcomplex of 90S preribosome. Gene Ontology annotation, molecular function: protein binding; snoRNA binding.